This is a messenger RNA of Salvelinus namaycush (lake trout), 3910 nucleotides long. Its product is annotated as segment polarity protein dishevelled homolog DVL-3-like. Gene Ontology annotation, cellular component: cytosol. Gene Ontology annotation, biological process: canonical Wnt signaling pathway; intracellular signal transduction. The transcript is spliced from 13 exons. The coding region runs from base 1344 to 3092 and encodes 582 amino acids. Gene Ontology annotation, molecular function: frizzled binding. Lineage: Eukaryota; Metazoa; Chordata; Actinopteri; Salmoniformes; Salmonidae. The record is from RefSeq and is a predicted model, not a curated record.
CCCCACCAGUUCCCUCCUCCCCUCUCUGUGGGUGAGAGAGGGUCUGGUUGAAGUCAUCCAAUGCGAAGCUGAUCCGACCCAUCUGGAACAUCACAGUACAGUCACGACAGCACAUCUAUUUGACUGUUUAUUUUUUGUCUGUGUGUGUGUAAGAGAAGUUGUAUGUGUGCUUGUGAAUGAGUGUGUUUCUUUCUCUCUCCAAGACUCUGUAUAUGUCUUAGGGUGUGUUUGUAAAAUCACCCUAAAGUGUCAGAGUGCACUCUGGGCCCAUUCAUAAAUUGGCAGAGUUUCGUUCUUGGUUCGGUCAGAGUGCACACUGGAUGCCCUGACCGAGGUGGACACUGAGGUUUAGAACACUCGAGGUGGACACUGUGAGGUUUAGAACACUCGAGGUGGACACUGUGAGGUUUAGAACACUCGAGGUGGACACUGUGAGGUUUAGAACACUCGAGGUGGACACUGUGAGGUUUAGAACACUCGAGGUGGACACUGUGAGGUUUAGAACACUCGGAACAACGGAGGUCAAACGCCCAAGCUAACUGGCUAAAGGUGGCAAUUAAAAGAAUAUGAUUAUUUAACAGUUAAGAACAACUUCUUAUUUACAAUGACAGCCUACCAGGGAACAGUGGGUUAACUGCCUUGUUCAGGGGCAGAACGACAGAUUUGUACCAUGUCAGCUCGGGGAUUCGAUCCAGCAACCUUUUGGUACUGGCCCAAAAAUAACCGCAAAAGCUACUAGCUUCCAGACACAAUGAAAGAACACCAUAUAAUCGCUUGACUCCUAAGUUUACUUUGAUAUGAUGGGUAUUCUAUCAAUAUUUGUGCAUAAAGGUGUUUCCACCGCCAUUUCUCUCAUAAUUAAUUUUACAGACACAAAAAGACCCCACCAUGUCGAACGAACAAAUUACCCGAUGGCAUGUACAAUUUUUACCAGAACUUCCUGUUUCUAUCACAGCUAUUGUGAUUUUUCUUUAAAAUACGGUAUGACUUUACUCACAUAAACUGUGGAUGGAAACGUGCUUACUGGCCACAAAUAUAUUUUUUGCCAGUGUUUUCUUAAACCUGCCAUAACAACCAAGUUUAUGGCGUUUGUAAUUUCCCUAAAUUAUUCUGUGCUUUAUCAAACCAGCUCUUAAGUCGGUGUAGAUUGACAGGGUGAAUUUACAAAUAAUGUAUCCUUUGUGCUUCUAACAUCUGCCUAAUAACCAUGACAACCGUGAGCACAACUACUUGCUCAAUGGAAUAAUUAUUACUUUUGUGACACGCCACUCUUUUCUCUCUCCCCCUCUGACCCACUCUCAAUUUCUCUCCCCUCCCUCAUCCCUUUCUCCAUCCGUUUCUCCAUGUCGCACUGCAGUGGGAAGGCCACAGGUGGACGAGACUCGUUGGACAACGAGACUGAGACGGGCUCGAUGGUGUCCCAGAGGAGAGAGAGGGAGCGCCCGCGCCGGAAACCCACUCACCAGCCUGGUGGGAGGAACGGUUACUCGCGAGUGGGCCGAGGGGCUGAGCUGAGCCAAUACGACAGCUGCUCGUCCUUCAUGAGCAGUGAGCUGGAGUCCACCAGCUGCUUCGACUCUGAGGACGACGACGCCACCAGCCGCUUCAGCAGUUCCACAGAGCAGAGCUCCUCUCGCCUGAUGAGGCGACACCGCCGGCGCCGGCGGAAACCCAAAACGUCCAACAUGGAAAGGUCUUCAUCCUUCAGCAGCGUCACAGACUCCACCAUGUCUCUGAACAUCAUCACUGUCACACUGAACAUGGAGAAGUAUAACUUCCUGGGCAUCAGCAUCGUGGGGCAAAGCAAUGAGAGGGGAGACGGUGGCAUCUACAUCGGCUCCAUCAUGAAAGGAGGGGCUGUGGCCGCAGACGGACGCAUUGAGCCUGGAGACAUGCUGCUGCAGGUGAAUGACAUCAACUUUGAGAAUAUGAACAACGACGAUGCGGUUCGAGUGCUGAGGGACAUCGUACACAAGCCAGGUCCCAUCACUCUGACUGUGGCUAAGUGCUGGGACCCCAACCCCCGGAGCUGCUUUGCUCUGCCUAGAAGUGAGCCGAUCCGGCCCAUUGACCCUGCUGCGUGGGUGUCCCACACUGCAGCGAUGACGGGGGUGUACCCUGCCUAUGGCAUGAGCCCCUCGAUGACCACGGUCACCUCCACCAGCUCCUCCAUCAGCAGCUCCAUCCCUGAGACUGAACGCUUCGACGAUUUCCACUUGUCCAUCCACAGCGACAUGGCAACCGUUGCCAAGGCCAUGGCUUCCCCGGAGUCGGGCCUGGAGGUGCGAGACAGGAUGUGGCUAAAGAUCACCAUCGCAAAUGCUUUUAUAGGCUCAGACGUGGUGGACUGGCUCUUCCAUCACGUGGAGGGCUUCUCGGACCGAAGGGAAGCCAGGAAGUACGCCAGUAACCUGCUCAAGGCCGGCUACAUCCGCCACACCGUCAACAAGAUCACCUUCUCCGAGCAGUGUUACUACAUCUUCGGAGACCUCUGUGGCAACAUGACCCACCUGUCUCUGCAAGACCACGACGGCUCCAGCGGAGGGGCGUCGGACCAGGACACCCUGCCCCCUCUGCCCCACCCUGGGGCGGCCCCCUGGCCCAUGGCCCUACCCUACCAGUUCCCCAUCGCCCACCCCUACAACCCCCAGCCCCAACACGACCUGCCCCAGGGCUUCCCAGGAGUAGGGGCGGGCAGCGCUGGCAGCCAACACAGCGACGGCAGCAGCGGCUCCAACUGCAGUAAGACCGAGGGCAGAGGCGGUGCCGGGGGCUCCAACAAGUCGGGUGGUAGUGGCAGCGAGUCAGAGAUCAGGAGCCAUCGUGCCCCCAGUGAGCGCUCUGUGGCCCCUAGCGAGCGCAGCACCCGCAGUUCCUACAGCCAUCGAAGCGCCCACUCACUGUCCUACGGCCCCGGCUUGGUCUAUGCCCCCCCAGGCCUGCCCCCUCAGCCCCUCCACCUGGCCACAGCUGCCCCCGGAGCACCCCCAGGCCGAGAGCUGGCCAACGCUCCCCCAGAGCUCACCGGCUCCCGCCAGUCCCUGCGCAUAGCUGUGGGCAACCCUGGCGAGUUCUUUGUCGAUGUCAUGUGACACAGGUCAUGUCAUAGGCACACCACAAAAUGGUGGAUAAGAAUUGUUUUGUUUAGUGCUGAGAGGGACAGACAGGAGGAGGAGGUCUCUAGAAAAUCAUUGUUGGGGUCAAUUCCAUUUCCUUUUUGAAUUGGCAGAAUUAAAAUGUAAUUGAGCCCAACCCUGCUGGAAAUGUCCUCUCUUGCUCUUCUGCUCUACUUUCUUCAGUGAAGAAACCCCCCGUCAGUUUCCUCCCUGUGAGGAGAGUUGUGUUUGGGUCGUGACCGGGAGGGAGGCCGGGGAAACAGCUGAGGAUGACUCCGCGCUUUUCUACUUGGAUGUUUUUAAUUUGUUAUUUUCUGUCUUUCCUCUCCUUAUCUGCACAUCCUCUGUCCUCCCCAACCCCAGUCCAUCAGAGACAAAGGUUAAAAAAGCUUCCUCCCUCCCUCCAUACUUUCUUUCACCUAAAAUGGUCCCUUAACAACCGAUUUAUGUUUGCAAAGUGAAAGAAAUAGAAAAUUAACACUAAUCUUAAAUUGACUUUUGUUUGUAUGACUUUGUUUGACUAUGAAAAUGUAGUGCAAGAGACCUGAUGCCCUUUCUGUUCUCUUGUGUUUAUCAUAGCUGGUUGCAGAUACAUGUAGUUUAUUUUUCAACACUUAACAUGAGCUUCCAGCUUAGACUCAUUGUUAAAGUAUAUUUGUCUGUUAACCAGAGGUAUAUUUGUGUCUCUGUCUUGCGAUAAUGUACAGUGGAGAGAAAAAAGGUUUUCUUACCAACUCUCACUACUCUUUUAUUAAGAAAUGUGUUUUUAUUUAUAAAUAGUUUUAUGACUUUAA